UCCAUAGUCCAAACCCCAGCUACCUCUCCGGGGGCAGUAAGGAUCGCGCCCUCGCGACCUCUCCUGGGGCAUCGUCGAUCGAUCGCGGCCAUAGGGUUUGCGACCCAAUGCUAGGAGGGAUGGACGGUGCACGAUCGUCACCGCUCACCGGCUUCCGAUCCGUGGAAGGUCUUCCAGGAAGCUAUCGGGUGAUCGAUGUAGGUCUUCCGCAUGAAAGUUGAAAUGUUUCGGGAAAGUAAUCGGUUAAAUGUCGGACGUUUGAUUCCCAAAGUUCGUUUGGAACGCUUCGUAGGAGAUGAUUUUUUGAAAAUUCGAAUGGCGAUCUACCUCCGAAUAGACGUCGACCCCUUCUUAAAUCAGCCAUUUUUGACUGUUAAAAAUUAUUCCCCGGGAGAGAAAGUUCCCCCAAAUCUCAAGCGCCCGAGGAAAAGCAAAGAUGCGCCGUCCUUGAAAGAGGCUCUAGAUUCUCCUUCAAAAAGAAGUCAUAAAAAUCGAGAAGCAAAUAAACAACCAGAAGAGAAUCUAGCAAGAAACAGAGAAGGAGAGGAGAACCACAUGGACUUAGAUGUUUCCGGCAAACAAAUCCAGUGCUUAGAUGCUAGAUUUCCGCCCGCGAGAGAGAGAUAGAUAGAGAGAGAGAUUGCGCCGGGGUGUAACUACCAAAAAAUUGCCCCAACUUUGCCAAGAACCGCCGCUUCCCAGUUGACCUCAGGAAGCGAGUCACUGUGCAUCUUUCGUUGAACAGUGGCGGGGAAAAAAGGUAAAAAAGUAAGAAAGAUGGAAGGAAAAGGCAAUAAAGAAACGGCUGAUUCUCAAAAAGGGUAUACAGUAGGGAAUAGUUUAAUGACGACGCCGCGUUGGUGAUCACAGUAGCGUAUCUAGCAAUAUCCAAAAAAAUAUCGACAAGUUUACUUGGGGAGGAAAAAUAUAGGGAAAUGGGAAGGCUAUAUGAUACAAUGGAGAGAACAAAAAACACAAAAUAUGGGGGGGUGGGGGAGCAUACUUCAACAUCAAGGGAUUUUGCGUGAUACUGACGAACUUAGGGAUGCAAUGAGCGCCGUUGCCUCUGGUCUUCUCCUCUCUCACCUCUAACAGAUUGUCCCCAGCCCACAUGACUCUUAAAAAAAGGGACAAAUACAGAUAGAAAGAAAGGAAAACUCGUAACAAGACUAUGUAGUUCGAAAGGAGGAGGUGCUACGUUGAUGAUGAUGGCGUUUCGGGAAUUGCAGAUUCCGCCUUUUGAGACGCAGAAACCAGCUCUGCUGCAGUGUCAGACUGCUGAAGGGAAAGGAGGGUGCGACCGUCUCGAGAGAGAGUUCAGAGAGCUGUGCGCAGGCAGGGCAGCAUCAGCAUUCGCCGAUGGCUGGGGGUUUGACCGGCGGGACCAGGCCCGAGAGAUGAGGAGGAGGAAGAAGAGGUGGGCGGCUGGAGAAGAGCAAGCGCAAACGCAAAAGAUGGGGCCACCGCCGGUGACAAGUCACCGGCACCAACUAGCACUGAGGUGGUGCAAGAGGGCAGAGGCGAAGGAUGGUGCGAAGAGGAGGUGGGGAUUGCGGCCGCUAGAAUGUCUCAUCAUCUGGGUGGUGGCCUUCGCGUUUGUGGCGCGUUUCAUCUACUACUAUGUGCACGCGGAUGACAUGAAUGCGAGGAUGGAAUCGCUAUCGGGGAUGUGCGACGAGAGGGCAAGGAUGCUGCAAGACCAGUUCACGGUGAGCACGAACCAUGUUCACGCCCUUGCGAUCCUCGUCUCAAGCUUCCACCAUCGAAAGAGUCCCUCCGCCAUCGACCAGAAAACAUUCGCGGAGUAUACGGCAGGAACGGCGUUCGAGAGGCCGUUGCUGAGCGGCGUUGCGUACGCGCAGAGGGUGAUGCACUCGGAGAGGGAGAGCUUUGAGAGGCACCAGGGAUGGACGAUCAAGACGAUGAAGAGGGAAGCUUCACCGAUACAGGAUGAAUACGCGCCUGCCAUCUUCUCUCAGGAGACUAUUUCUUAUAUCGAGUCGCUCGAUAUGAUGUCCGGUCAGGAGGAUCGUGAGAAUAUUUUGAGGGCGAGGGCAACCGGGAAGGCUGUCCUCACGAGCCCUUUCAAGCUGCUCGAGUCCAAUCAUCUUGGCGUUGUUCUGACCUUCCCUGUCUACAGAUCGAGCCUUGCAGCGGAAGCAACGGUGGAGGAUCGGAUUGAAGCUACUGUUGGCUACCUUGGUGGAGCAUUUGACGUUGAGUCGCUCGUGGAGAACCUGCUGAGAAAACUUGCUGGGAAUGAGGCCAUUGUGGUGAAUGUAUAUGAUGUGACAAACAGUUCAAUGCCCUUGACUAUGUAUGGACCCGAAAGUGCUGAAGGUGACAUGUCACUGAUCCAUUCCAGCAUGCUUGAUUUUGGAGAUCCUUUCAGGAAGCACAUAAUGAUUUGCAGGUACCUUCAGAAUCCUCCCAUUCCAUGGAUGGCUAUCUUGUCCUCUUCUGGUGUCUUUAUCAUAGCUGCAUUGGCUGGGUAUAUAAUGUAUGCAGCUGUCAUCCAAAUUGCUAAGAUUGAGGAAGACUAUAUCAAGAUGACAGAGCUAAAAGUUCAAGCUGAAUCUGCUGAUGUUGCUAAAUCUCAGUUUCUGGCCACUGUUUCACAUGAGAUUCGAACACCAAUGAAUGGAGUUUUAGGGAUGCUCCAAAUGCUUCUUGACACAGAUUUGGAUUCAACUCAGAAGGACUAUGUUCGAACUGCACAGGCCAGUGGCAAGGCAUUGAUAACUUUGAUAAAUGAAGUGCUUGACAGGGCAAAAAUUGAGUCUGGAAAAUUAGAACUUGAGGCUGUGCCAUUCAACCUACGAUCAAUUCUAGAUGACAUUCUUUCUUUAUUUUCGGGAAAAUCUCGAAAUAAAGGCAUUGAGCUAGGAGUAUUCGUAUCCGACAAGGUUCCAGAACUUCUAAUUGGUGAUCCUGGAAGAUUCCGGCAGAUAAUCACCAAUCUUGUUGGAAACUCGGUGAAAUUUACUGAGCGCGGCCAUAUCUUUGUUCGAGUGCAUCUUGUGGAACAUGCUAAAUUAUUGGUUGAUACUAGAGUUGAUGCUAGUGCAAAAGGAUCUCCAACUGAUUUGGCUGUUUCAACUGGCAAUGUUUUCAAUACCUUAAGUGGAUAUGAAGCUUCUGAUGACAGCAAUAGUUGGGAUAAAUUCAAAUUGUUGUUUUCAGACUCUGUGCCUUUGUCUGACAAAGUGGCAGAGUGUGUGGCUGCGACUUCUAUAUCUGACAAUGUUGCCUUGAUGGUUAGCGUGGAAGAUACGGGCAUUGGAAUUCCCUUGCCUGCCCAAGAUCGUGUCUUCAUGCCUUUCAUGCAAGCUGACAGUUCAACAUCACGGACAUAUGGUGGUACUGGGAUUGGACUGAGCAUCAGCAAAUGCCUAGUUGAGCUGAUGGGUGGGAAAAUAAAUUUCAUCAGUCGGCCGCAUAUUGGAAGCACCUUUACUUUUACUGUUGUUGUGCGCAAAUGUGAUAAAUUAUUAUUAACUGACCGGAAGAUGCAUCUUUCUGAGACACUACCUAUGUGCUUCAAAGGUAUGAAAGCUAUUAUAGUUGAUGGCAGACCUGUCAGAGCAGCUGUAACAAAAUACCAUCUUCAAAGGCUUGGUAUGUCUGUUGAGGUUGUGAGCUGCAUGAAAAUGGCAAUUCGAGUCAUCUCUACACAAAAUGGAUAUGCUAGAAACGGGAGAUCUUGCAGAAUCCCAGAUAUUAUACUAGUGGAAAAGGAAUCUUGGCAUUGUGAGGCUGAACUUGGCACUUUUGAGUGCAUACAGGACAUCAAGCAUAAUGGGCAAGUCCAUGAAAUGCCAAAGAUGGUUCUUCUGGCAACCUCAAUCAGUUCUGCAGAGUCUUUAAAAGCCAAGUCUGCUGGUUUUGUUGACACUCUGAUCAUGAAACCUUUGAGAGCCAGCAUGAUGGCUGCAAGUUUUCAACAGGUGCUAGGUAUAGGCAAUACACAGCAAGGGAAAGGAGUCCUUAGUGGUGGUCCUUUUCUGCGCAAUGUGCUUUCUGGGAAAAAAAUCUUAGUUGUUGAUGACAAUGGCGUAAAUCGCAAAGUUGCUGAAUUUGCUCUAAAGAAAUAUGGUGCUAAUGUAGCAUGUGCUGAGAGUGGAAAAAUUGCACUUGCUAUGCUUCAAAUUCCACAUAAAUUUGAUGCUUGCUUUAUGGAUGUCCAGAUGCCUGAAAUGGAUGGGUUUGAGGUGACUAGGCAGAUAAGGCAGCUCGAGAAUCAGGCAAACAAGCAGGUGAACGUGGGGUCCGCAUUAGAUGGAGGGUCGGGAAAGUCUCAGUGGCACCUGCCUAUACUGGCCAUGACAGCUGAUCUGAUUCAGGCUACCUACGAAGAGUGUCUGAAAUGUGGAAUGGAUGGUUAUGUCUCUAAGCCCUUCGAAGAGCAGCAGCUAUAUCAAGCAGUGGCCAAGUUCUUUGAUACAAACCAGCCCCUGGCUCAGAACUAAUGUGAGAUCUGUACAGUUACAUAUUCUUUCAGCAAUCUUUCUGUUAGCCUGAAGGCAAAAGCUGUUUCCUCACCUGCUCACUACAACCGAGAAACUAUUCAUGCUUAUAGUGCUAGACAGAACGUGAUCAGCAUUAUACCACUGUACGAGUAACUAUUGGUGCUCGAUUCGAAACACUGCAGAGGGGGUCUGUAAAAUUCUGUUAUCCUUGGCUAUGCAUGCCAAUAUAUUGUCUGGAGGAUGGUGCGGGCCAAGAGAUUGAAGUGUAUAUUUUUGAUAUUUUUGAUUCUUUUUAGGAACACUUACUUCUAGUAAGUGUGCCAAAGGGUUACCCAAGUUCUGUAAAUAUAGUAAAUUGUCGCAGGCUGUUAGAUUAGGUACUGAGGGCUAUGUAUCUAGAGUGUGCAGAAAAUAUCUUAACUACAGUUUCAUGGUGUACUAUAUUUUUGAUGGUUGAGGACCAUUAAACUUCUUUCUUGAGAGAAAUCAAAUGAACUGCUCGGGAUGCCUCCGUCGCUUUUUUCUUUUA
Molecule: messenger RNA, 4998 nt
Organism: Nymphaea colorata (pocket water lily)
Lineage: Eukaryota; Viridiplantae; Streptophyta; Magnoliopsida; Nymphaeales; Nymphaeaceae
Product: probable histidine kinase 6
Exons: 12
Coding region: 1203-4469 (1088 amino acids)
Biological process (GO): phosphorelay signal transduction system; phosphorylation
Molecular function (GO): phosphorelay sensor kinase activity
Source: RefSeq, a predicted model, not a curated record